Molecule: messenger RNA, 1653 nt
Organism: Cyprinus carpio (common carp)
Lineage: Eukaryota; Metazoa; Chordata; Actinopteri; Cypriniformes; Cyprinidae
Product: homeobox protein Hox-D12a
Biological process (GO): regulation of DNA-templated transcription
Molecular function (GO): sequence-specific double-stranded DNA binding; DNA-binding transcription factor activity, RNA polymerase II-specific
Source: RefSeq, a predicted model, not a curated record
CACACACCAUCCAAAUGCAAGUUUGCCCCCAAACAAGCCAUAGGCACACCAGUAAUCUUACUUUCUGUGGCCUAUAGCAUUCAUUGUUAAUAAACGCUAUCAUUUUGUACAUUGUAGAUUUACUGACAGAGUUAGGAUUUUUUUAUUUUCUAUUAUUUUUUUUUAUUAUUUUGCGUAUUUGCUUGUACAAUACAUAUUUUACAAAAAAAGUGAAUCAUGCGUUACCUAAACCUCUAUUACUAUGAAAAUUCAUAGAUUUAAAUAAAUGGACAAGAAAUUGAUUUGUGAUGUCUGCAAAUGCUGUUUACUAUUUUAUAUGCUUUUUAUGCAAUGCCUAUUUCUGACUGCAGCACGACCGUCACAUGGGCGUGGCCAAACAUUUUGCUUUGCAUAACACGUGAUGGUGCAUUAACAAAUCAACAAUUACCUUGCUAGUAUUCUUUAGGGGUAACUAAAAACGGUUUUAAGAAGCGUUCGGGCAAGCUCGUCAGAAAUGUGCGAGCACAAUCUUCUAAGUUCUGGGUAUGUUGCUCCCCUUUUGAAUUUUCACUCUUCCGACUCCCUGUACCUCCAAAACUUGCGAGGCAAUGGAGUCCAUCUAUCUGGGCUUCCGCAGAUGUCCUAUAGUAGAAGAGAGGUGUGCUCGCUCCCGUGGACUUCUCCAAAUUCGUGCACUACACCGGCCCAGAGCCGCGCCUACAGUGGCUACUCUCAGCCGUUCUUCGGCAAUUCAGCCGCUGUGAGCGCUAGCCUCAACACUCACAAAAAGGGCUCACUGGAGGAAUCCGGGAGGUACUACUUCCAAGAUGUCAGCCACAAAUCAGAGGAGCCUGGACGACCUAAUGCAGCUUACGCUAGUGAACAGAGACUCACUACUGACUCCGCCAGCAAUGAAGUUUCAAACUCGGAAAGGCGACAGCAGAACAGGGUUGCACAGAAUGAACUUCACUUCAUUGAGCAGCCAGUGACUGAUGCUUCAAAGCAGUCUGUCAACUCCAUCGCUCAAUUUCAACCAUCGCUGAACACCCCGACUGUUAGAUCAGCCUUCUCCGAUGGACUGCCGUGGUGUCCCUCACAGGUGAUGACAUCAUUCGUACAGGUGACUUUUAUGACGGAGAUGCAAGUCCACCAAACCCCUCUAUCUGGAAACAUCAUCUCCCGAACACCCAUGAAAUGUAAUUUAAUAUUAAAGCUGAAUAGGCUAUUGAAUAAUUAAAGCUAAUAUAUAUAUAUAUAUAUAUAUAUAUAUAUAUAGUUCAUAUUUAUUAGCCAAGAAGUCGCUGCAUUUGUAUGUGGCUGAUGUAUGUUUUUGGUGGAAAAACGUUAGCUUGCUAUAUAUAGUCUAAAAAGAAUGCUUUGUAGCUUAAAAGCGCAGCAAAAUCUAGAGUAGGAACGUCAUGUGUCUAUUGGGUUCAUAACAUACAUUCUGGCGUCAUUUAAAAGUACAAUGGGCAGCUAACAUAGCUAACUGAAUGGAGUCAAUAAACUGUCAGACAUUCCAACCUUUAUUCAUAUUGUUAAUACAUCAUUUGUAUCUUCCGAUCAAAAAAAAAAAAAAAAUGUAAGUUUUGUUGUAUUUUAACCAAAAGUGUUACGUGUAAUAUUUAUUAAGUGUUCUGUAAAUUCUGCAUUAUAUUAAACUUCUGCUUCUUG